Meira miltonrushii is the source of this 1368-nucleotide messenger RNA. RefSeq names its product MFS general substrate transporter. The record is from RefSeq and is a predicted model, not a curated record. Gene Ontology annotation, cellular component: fungal-type vacuole membrane. Gene Ontology annotation, biological process: transmembrane transport. The transcript has a single exon. Lineage: Eukaryota; Fungi; Basidiomycota; Exobasidiomycetes; Exobasidiales; Brachybasidiaceae. Bases 1 to 1368 code for a protein of 455 amino acids. Gene Ontology annotation, molecular function: transmembrane transporter activity.
AUGGCGGAAACAGGAAAAGAAGGAGAACUUACCUUGACAUCCUCCAGAGACGAAAAGAUAACACAUGAACAGCCAGCAGGUGAAGAUCCGACUCCUAAAGCUACACCAACCCCAAACCCUGUUCCGGAUGGCGGCACAACUGCUUGGUUGACUGUUUUGGGUUGCUUCUUAGCAUUCUUAGCAUCUUUUGGAUUCGUUACUGGUUUUGGUGUUUUUCAAGCUUAUUAUGAAUCCGUUUUACCCGGUAGAAGUUCGGACGAUAUUAGUUGGAUAGGUUCUUUUCAACUUUGGUGUAUUACAGGAAUGGCCAUACCAAGUGUGAUCUUGAAUGCUCAUGUUGGACCUCAUUGCACUUUAGCAAUCGGAACGUUCUUUACCGUUUUUGGUGUAAUGAUGGCAAGUAUCUCCAAGAAAUAUUAUCAAUUUUUAUUGUCUCAUGGCGUUUGUACGGGAAUAGGAAUCGGUUUAACGUUUUUACCAAUCGUUGGAUUACCAAACCAAUGGUUUAGCAAAAAGCGUGGCUUGGCCGUGGGAAUAGCCCUAGGAGGUUCAUCGGUUGGCGGGGUCAUAUGGCCAGUAAUGGUGAAUCAGAUGAUCAAUCACGAUGGUGUCGGAUAUCCUUGGACGAUGAGAGCGAUUGGUUUUAUUCAAUUAGCAACGAUGGGUACAGCAAUCGCACUGAUUCGAUCUAACGUACCAAGAAAUAAAGCUGUCAAAUUGAGCUCUUUCCAUACACCCCUCAUGAUGGCCGUCAAGAGCGUAGGCGUGGUAACCUUUGCUUUCGCCUUGCUUUUGCACUUUUUUGGAAUUUAUAUUCCAUACUUUUAUGCUUCUGUUUAUGCACAAGCAAUCGGAGCUUCUUCGUAUACGGCCUUUUACGUUUCAGCUGUCCUUAAUGCUGCCACAUUCUUUGGUCGUUUCGUGAUGGGAAGUUUAUCGGAUAAAUUUGGACAUGGAAACACUCUUUUGCUUACCGUGUUUAUCAGUUCAAUGCUAGCUUUCGCAUGGCAAGGCGUAAAGAGUAAUGCCGGCAUCUUUGUUUGGGUCAUCUUUUAUGGUUGGUUUAGCGGAGCAAGUGUUUCGAUGCAAAGUCCAGCUAUCAUUCCACUCGUGCCGGAACCCAAGCUUCGAUUGAUGGGUCCGUAUAUUGCUAUCCUUUGUCAAUUUAGCUCUUUCGGUAGCUUAGGUGGACCGCCAAUCGCCGGAAGACUGCUUCGAAAUCGACUUGGAUCACAUCCCGAUCUACUUACCACACCUGAAGAUUUCCACCCGAUGAUGUGGUUUACCGGUACAAUAUUAUUAGCUGCGGGCAUAUUAUAUUAUUUGGCUAGAUUGACGUAUCAACGGAAUUUCUUGGCAAAAGCCUAA